AUGGCGUCUUCGAACACUACAGGUAGUGAGGAAAAAGUAGGGAAAGUAGACUGCGAUCAGGACGAGGUUCUAGAGUUGGGUAGAGAGUUGGAAAACAAGUGUCACGAGCUUGUUGAAAGCGCCAAAGAAGCCUCCAAAUAUCUGCAUUCUCUUGCCGACGAAAUUGACGAGCAUUACAAAAGAUGUAACAGAGGAAAAAUUGUCGGUUCGACACUUUCCCUGGUGGGGUUCCCACUUAUUGCUGUAGGCUUUGGUUUGUCAUUCGUGACAUUUGGAGCGUCGCUUGGUCUCUCCAUCGCCGGUGCAAUACUGAGUGGCGCAGGAGGUAUCACAGCCGCCGGUUCGGGUUUAGCUGAGCAUUUCAUCACCAAAGCCAGGUGCAGAGCGGCACAGGAAGCAGUUAAUGCUGUCCACGAGAAGGCUGAAGCAUAUAAUAAGAGCUUAGAAAAGCUUAAAAAGAUGGUUCCAUCUUCUGGUUUCUUCUCCGCCGUUAGACAUACAGGUUCGUUAGCGUCGAAUGCAGCGAGCGGUGUCGGGACCUCAGUCAUAAAUAGCGCCAGGCUUUUUGCGGGCGUUGCAGACGACGCCGCCGCAACUGUUUUUAGAGGGCUGAGUACAGGGCUACGAGUAGUACACAUAGGUGGGUUUGUGUUGAGCGCACUGCUGGUACCCUACGAUAUUUACACCUUAGCGUCGUCCUCCGUCAAGGAGCAUCGCAAGACCGGGUCUGAACAGGCCAAUAAGAUCAGAGAACUAGCCAGAAAAAUUGCACAGGUGUUCUCGCUUCUAGAUCCUGAAGACAUAGGAUGGUUGAACUUGUUCAGCUAG
This is a messenger RNA of Lingula anatina, 828 nucleotides long. RefSeq lists its product as uncharacterized. NCBI's taxonomy places the organism in Eukaryota, Metazoa, Brachiopoda, Lingulata, Lingulida, Lingulidae. The record is from RefSeq and is a predicted model, not a curated record.